Messenger RNA from Drosophila kikkawai, 4417 nucleotides. It is a transcript of the gene Eps-15, whose product is annotated as Epidermal growth factor receptor pathway substrate clone 15. NCBI's taxonomy places the organism in Eukaryota, Metazoa, Arthropoda, Insecta, Diptera, Drosophilidae. Gene Ontology annotation, cellular component: plasma membrane; clathrin coat of coated pit; cytoplasm. Gene Ontology annotation, molecular function: cadherin binding; calcium ion binding. The record is from RefSeq and is a predicted model, not a curated record. Gene Ontology annotation, biological process: endocytosis; endosomal transport.
UUCAAAGUCUCCGGUCACACUCCGUGGAGAACCCGUGCAAAAGAAUCGGGCGUUUUAAAAAUUUAAUUUGUAGCUAAAUUAGGGCCCGCAAUGCGCUCAGAUCACCUGUGAAAAGCUCAGCUGGCUUAAGUCGUCGCUGGUGAACAGGUGCAGGGCAGCGCGGACUUCCGCCGAUAAGGAUUGCGGUCAGCGUUUCCGCCAGAGAAAAAUCGAUUGAGUGAUAACAGGCAGGGCUUGCGCUUACGCGUUUUUUUUUAAGGCAGAAGCUCUGGUGGAAUUGAGUCCGCGACAUGAAUUUGGACUUUGCGAAGGUGUGCGGCAAGCACAUAGGCGUCUACGAGGCCUACUACAAACAGAUUGACCCCAAAGGCACCGGGGCGAUUGAGGCCAUGACGGCGGCCAAGUUUCUCAAGAAGUCGGGCCUCAGCGACGUGGUCCUGAGCAGGAUCUGGGACCUGUCCGAUCCCAACGGCAAGGGCUUCCUGGACAAGCCGGGUUUCUUCGUGGCCCUUAAGCUGGUGUCGCUGUCGCAGGCGGGACAAGUGGCCAACAUGAACAACAUUUAUGUGGAAACUGCCAAUCCGCCGAAGGUGGGUGAAAUACCAAAAACGAUGCCGUCGCGCAUCCAGACGGUGCCGGUGUCCAGUGGCGGGGUGGCGAACGGCGACUGGUCCAUCGGUGUGAUCGAUCGGCUCAAGUACGAGCAGCUCUUUGAGUCGCUGAACCCGCACAACGGCAUGCUGCCGGGCAACAAGGUGAAGGGCGUGCUGAUGGACUCCAAGCUGCCGAUGAACAUCCUGGGCACGAUUUGGGAUUUGGCCGAUCAGGACAAGGACGGCAACCUGGACAAGCACGAGUUCAUUGUGGCCAUGCAUCUCGUCUACCAGACACUGCAAAAGCGCACAGUUCCCAGCGUGCUGCCGCCCGAGUUAAGGAAGCCUGGUGGCUCGGGACCACCUCCGCCCAAGCCCGCCAUGCCCCCACCACCGGCGGGGGCGGCCAUGCCGCGUGCUCCAAGCGGCGAGGGAUUCGGUGAUGGUGGCUUCGUUGCCAAUUUCCCCAAGGACAUUGCCCCGCCGGCGGCCAUUCCACCUCUGCCAGUGGCUGUGCCGCCUAUGACGCGCAUUCCCCCUGUGGGCGCUGUUAGCUCCCAGCCGCUGAUCCAAACGGAUCCGCUGAUACCCAUCGGAGCUCCGCCCUCCGUGACGGCCAACGCCGACUGGGUGGUCACACCGGCUGAACUGAAGCGCUUUGAGGACAUCUUCCGACAGUCGGACCUCGACAAGGACGGUCUAGUCUCCGGGCUCGAGGUGAAGGACAUUUUCAUCAAGUCGGGUAUACCACAGCGAAGCCUGGCGGAUAUCUGGGCUCUGUGCGACACCAAUCAGUCGGGCAAGUUGACUGUGGAGCAGUUCGCCCUGGCCAUGUGGUUCGUUGAGCGCAAGCAGCGCGGCGUUGAUCCGCCGCAUGUGCUCAACGCUAACAUGGUGCCGCCUUCAAUGCGCGCCGUUGUGUCCGGUGUGGACCUGCAGCCGCAGGAGGUGAAGCCCACGUACUCAAAUCCGGAGCUGGAGAUGAUAUCCAAGGAGAUCGAGGAGCUGGCACGCGAACGGCGAGUCCUGGAGACCGAGAUUGCCCAAAAAGAGGCGGAUGUGCGCAUCAAGAACGGCGAAGUGCGCAGUCUGCAGAGCGAACUGGACACUCUGACGGCCACGCUGAAGCAGCUGGAAAAUCAGCGAGGAGAGGCCCAGAAGCGACUGGACGACCUUCAGGCUCAAGUUAGCCACAAUACGGCCGUGCUGGCCAACGUAAGUCUUGACAUAUCGCGCACCAACGAUCAGGUGACCAAGAUACGCGACCAAUGCCAGAUGCAGGAGGAGACCAUCAACGAGCAGGAGGGCGAGCUGAACGCCAAGCGCUCAGAGCUGCAGAAGCUCAAGGAUGAGGAGACGUCGCUGCAAAAGGAGUACGACGACAACAACCGGGAGCUGUCCAAGUUGACCAAGCAUUUGCAGAACACUCAGCUGCAGAUCAGCUCGGUUCGCUCGAUGGUUACCCAGCUGAUGGAGACGCAGCGCCAGAUGACCGACGCCUUGCUCAUCUGCCGGGCUGCCAUGGAGAACCAGAACGCAGAGCUAGUGUCCGAGUACCAGCUGAAGAUCGAGCCGGACUUUGACGAGGCCCGCAAGACGAUGAACAAGGAGGUGGUUAUGCCCACGGACGAUCCCUUCGAGGAGAACAACAGCGGUGCGGCCAAUCAGGCCACCAAUGGCUUUGCCAGCGAUCCCUUCUCUGGCCAGCAGCAGGCCAGCAAGCCGGUCAUCUCCGCCGGCUUCGAUGACAGCUUCAACAUGAGCUCGGGCUUCGACAGUGGCUUCGAUGCCUUCAAUCAGAGCGGUGCCGGCACAGGAUUUGGACAGACGCAGCGGGAUCCCUUCGGUUCGGAUGCCUUUGCCGCUAACAAGAGCAACGCCAUCACCCCAGAGCCCGGUAAGGAUGACUUCGGCAGCGAUCCGUUUGCGGCACUGCAUGCGCCCACUGGCCAGGGUCAGGUGCUUAGCCCCAACGCGCAAAAAUCGGGUCCCCCGCCCAGACCGGAGUCCCCUAGUCCAGCAUUGCCGCCAAAGAAGUCCAAGGUGCCGCCCCCGCGACCAGCGCCACCAAGAGCAUCCCAGCCCACAAGCGGAUUUGGCGGCAGCGGCGGAGGGUUCGCUGACUUUGAGGACUUUGACAAUAAGCUUCACAACAUUCCAAGCACCACCACCACGCCCCUGCCCGCGUUAUCACCAGCUCCCCCGGUUCCCAACGCGAUUCCAUUCUCCUCUGGAGCGUCGCUGCUCGACAGCUUCUCGCUGUUUGACGAUCCCGUUGCGAGGCGCAGCCAGGCUGCCAGCACGCCCACACCCACAUCCACAGCCACCCUGCACCCAUUACUCCCGUCAUCAUCAUCCACGGCAGCUGCCUCAGCCUUAGCUGCGACCUCGGUAUUAGCAUCCGCAUUAGCCCCAGCGGCAACGGCGGGAUCGGGUGCCGUAGCGCCAGGUAGCACCACCACCGCCCCCAGCUCAAAUAACCAGCAUUUGUCGCGUUCCAAUACUCCGCUGCAGAGCUCGGGUCUGAGCCAGAGCAGUACGGGAUCGGCCCUGGGUUUGGGAUCGAGCGUCUUCGAUGCCUUUGGAGCGGCUAACAGCAGCAGCAGCAGCCAGCAGGCAGCCACUCCCAGCCUCAUCACUGGGCCCACGGACUUUAAGGAUGAUCCCUUUAAGGACUACCGCUACGAGGAUCCCUUCAGCAUCAAGGAUCCCUUUGCGGACGAUGAUGAGGGGGAUCUAGAAGGCCCAGGCAAGGGAGCCAGUCAGAAGAAGAGCUUUGCCGAGGACUUUAGUUCAGAGGAUGAAAUGGGAUCCACGACCAAGACGCUGAGUAAUAUAGCGAACAACAAUAACAGCAUUAAGCCCAAGGCCCACACGCCCCUUCAGAACGAUCUGCUGGCGCAGUUCGAUGCAUUCAACCUGAAUUCGAGUCCAGCGCCCUCGCACCACUCGAACACAUCUUCGCAUCACUCCAGCUCCAAGCCCCACCACCAGAAGUCCCAGACAGCGCUGGACGCAUUCGCUGAUUUCGAUGACUUUGCAGCCACGGCAGGAACAGGAACAGGACUAGGAUCCGGAACAGGAACGAAGAGCAUAACCACUAGCAAUACGAAACUCAACGAUUCCUUCUUCGAUGCAUUUAAUGACAACUUUGGUGGGAACCAGAACUCAACGGCGGCAUCCAUUGGAGCAACGACCAAGCCCAGCGAUCAAAAGGCUGCCUUCAAUGACAACUUCGACGAUAACUUCAAGGUGGGCCAUAGCCAGCUCGACAAUCAUAACUUUGCCAAGUUCGAUGCCUUUGAGGCGCACAACUUCUCGAGUGACUUUGGCAACAGCUCCUUUGGCAAGGAGAAACAAAACGGCCACAGCAAGGCCAAGAAGGAGCCCAGCAAGGACAAGUUCGAGGCGGACUACUCAAAGCCAGAGAGCUUCGAUGCCGAUCUGGAGGAGGCGCUCAAGCGUAGCAUGGUGGACAACUAGAAAGGAUGAAUGAUGUGAUGGAUGGAUCGAUCCCCCGGGAAAUCUCCGAUGACGCGAGCAAUGUUCACUCUCUCGCUCUCUAUUCGCCCCACGAUCCGAUCUUGUAUUAGUGUUUAGUGCUUCUUCGUUCUCGCUUCGAUCAAAACUUAUGGAUAAUCCAAUACGAUUACUUUUACUUUGUGCUCCUCUCUUCGUGCUCAAGGAUCCAGGCGAAUAGAGAGUUCCAACGGAGCCACUGCUACAAUAUAUAUACAGAUAUAUUAUAUACUCGUAGAGCCUAAUGAAUAUUAUGAUUUAACCUGUACCAAAACCCUAUGAAUAAUAAACGAAUGGAAUAAUAA